Messenger RNA from Penicillium pulvis, 813 nucleotides. RefSeq names its product oxygenase MpaB family protein. The transcript is spliced from 2 exons. Lineage: Eukaryota; Fungi; Ascomycota; Eurotiomycetes; Eurotiales; Aspergillaceae. Gene Ontology annotation, molecular function: oxidoreductase activity. Bases 1 to 813 code for a protein of 270 amino acids. The record is from RefSeq and is a predicted model, not a curated record.
AUGUCUCACUCUUCAAUUUCGUCCCUAGAAAAUGAAAAAGGUGGAGCUCUCCCGGGGUUCCAACACGACGAAUCCGAUGUCACCACAGAUUCUGGACGCCUUCACGCCCUCGAGCAACUAGAAAUACUCCCCCAGAUCCUACAGGAAGGAAUCUUAUUUGCCGGCUCGGGCGCGGCUCUCCUUCUCCAAGCAGCGAUGCCCGAAAUCCGCGAAGAGGAAAACAGCAACGAUACCCCCAAAGAUCUAGCCACGGAGCUCCUCGACGCACUCCAAGCACACAUCAGCUAUACCUCAACCUUAGUCUUCGGCACACGCACCGAACGCAAAACUCUCCUGGGAAUGUUACACCGCGGCGAGGCCCCAGGUCUAGGCGGCGGACGUAACAACAGAUUCGCACACCACCCUCCCCUCCAGCUCUGGAUGGCCGCAACGUUGUACGCCACCGCAACGGAUUUCUAUCAGCGCGUCUACGGCCGUACUCGGCAAAAGUUCUGGUCUUACUGGGAUGAUCAGGUUGGAAAGUUGGUUGUCUCGCCAGACGCGGCGCGGUUUGCGAAGGACCUUCGGGAGAGUACUGACAUGCCGAAGUGGGUGCAACGGAUUAAACCUUUCCUUCGUGUUGUUACUAUUGAGAUGUUGCCGCCGAAGUUGCGGGAGGCUUAUGGAUUAAGGUCGACUGGUAAGACUCGUGCUUUGUAUCGGACAUGGAUGGGCUUCUCGACAGCUGUGUAUCCAGCUAUGCCGCGCAAGAUGCGUGCAUACCCGUUGCGUUAUUAUCAGGAUCGCCUUCGUGGCAAAUUGAAUGUUGCCUGA